CGCUGUAUGUAACUCAGUUGGGUUUGGACAUUCCCUGCAGAGUUUGUUCUGCCGUUGCCAGAUUACUUAUCAACGCCUGUUAUAGUUUGUCGGUUUUCAAUCUAUACGAUUGUUAGCGAGAGUUGUUUCGGUGGAAGUCAUAACUCGCAUGACAAGCUACAGGCCGUUAUACUUGCGUUAACGUCAUUCCGUUCAUGAUACUAAAGCGUCGAAAGCCAAAGGAUAUUCACGAGUAAACAAUCGCCAUCUACCAACAUGACGAGUGAAAGCAUGGAAGACGAACAAAAGAAAAGGUCCAUGUGGAUACAACGUCACAUUCAGCGGUACAAAGCGAAGCUUGGAUUCUUUCUGGGAGCUGCCUUAAUUACAACAGUAUGCUACAUACCACCUGACUACACCAGCGUUUCAUGUGAUGAUCCAUCUAUACGAAGGCCUUAUUACCCUGACACAGUUUCUGUUCCAGUACUUCUGUCUGUUGGACUAUUUGGUCCAUUUUUUAUGAUGAUUGUCUUUGAAUGGGCUUUCCCACCAGAGGUCAAAGAGCAGGACUGUUCAUUUCGUAGGUGUCUUCAUAGGUGCUGGUCUUAUGUUGGUGACCUUUUUGUUGGAGGCCUACUUAUGUUUUUCUUUAAUGAUCUUGCCAAGAUUGCCACUAGUGAACCAAGGCCAUCAUUUCGGAGCUUGUGUGUGCCAAACAUUACUGAAGAACAGUGUCAACAGCCAUAUGUAAGAAUCUCUUGGAAGGACUGCACAAACCCCUUAAAUUUGCCACAGCGAAAGUUAGUGGAUGCAAUGAAGUCCUUCCCAUCUGGUCAUGCAUCUGUGUCAGUUUACUCAGCAAUGUUUGUGAUAGUGUACAUCCAACAGCGCAUCAGUGUGAGAAACAACUAUAGGUAUUUGGCUUCUAUCCUACAAUUAAUGUGGGCAUUGUGGGCUUUUAUUUGUUGCCAGUCAAGAAUAUGGGAUAAUAAACAUCAUUGGUGGGAUGUACUUGCUGGUGCACUUCUUGGAGCAUGUGGAUCAUAUGUAACGCUGAAUUACUUUUCCAAUUGGUUCAACAGAGAACUACCAGAAAAAGCAAUAAAGUCAAGCCAUCAAGAAUCCAAAGAUGAAGCUAGGUAGUUAAAACUGUGAUGUCUUAACCUUUCAUCCUAAAAAGUAUUUAAGUUUAAUUUAUAUUUAAAGCAAUUCAGUGUCUGCAUAAUGAAUUUUUGUUUAUGAAAUAUUUUGUAUGGAUGUGUCUUACAGGUUAUUUUAGUCACGUGCAUUUGAAGCGUUUAUGUUGAAGGAAACUUAAUCAGUAAGUUGGAAAGUUGAUGUUUCGCAUUUCUUGUUUGUUGAAAGAAGUUGGAGGGUAGAUGAGGCCUUACAUAGGCGGGAAAUUUUAUGCUUUCUUUCUGUCAGAGUGCAAGCUUUUGGAAUGUAUUUUAACUAUCUCCAAUGGCUCAAAAAGCCUUAAAUUACAAUGCAAAGUGACAUAGUCUCAAGGUGAUCUAAUUGCAAUGUCAGUUUAACUUUUAAACUUGACUCGUGUAAUUUUAAUUAAUCAUUGUUAUCGAUAAACCUUGCUAAUCUGAACUGAUUGAGGGGAGACAUUGUUCAAGACAUUGUUCAGAACUGUCAAUUGCCCAGAUUAACUGAUUUUAUAUUCAGUAGUCUAGCCUGAGCUAAUGAACAUCCAAACCAAGCUGUUAAUUAAUCGGCAUAUUCUAACCAAAGUUUGCUGUAAGGCAGGUAGCACGGGAUUGACUUUAUUAAUUUAUGUAUGCCAGCGUUGGUUAGCUUAGAAUAUAUGUAAGUGUCUCAAAGUUAUUCAUCGCAGUACUGAACAUUAUCAUGGCUAAAUUAACUGAUCGUGUUAUCUUUUGGAUAUUUAUAAUAUGCUUUUUUUAAAUAAAUCUAUAUUAGGGAAAUUUAAUACAUUAUAUUAAAGGCUUUCAAUGUUUUGAAACUUUUUAUUUUAGUCAAUGAAAAUUUGCCUUAAAGAGGCAGGAAGCUUAUUUUAUGAACCUAUUUGUAAUAGAUUUAAGAAACAAGGGGCCUAUUUAAACUAAGCUAAACUUUCAAAAAUUUUAAAUAGAAGUUUAUAUUUGUGUAAUUUGAUUCCAUAUGCUCAGUUCUUUGAACAGUGAGUUACAUAAAAUAGUCUAAAUAAUUUUCAUGUUUCAAUUUUUAAUGCAUGUAUUGAUGCUUUAUCUUGUUCAAGAACAAGUUUUUAAAAUAAAGAUGAAUGGUGAUGUACAGUUAAAGAGACAAUAGGUUUUUUUAAAUUAAAUUACCUUUUCUAACUUGCAUUCAUAUAUUACUGAAUAGUUUGUAUUAUUGAAAAGCAUAAGUUUAUAAAAUACAGACUGAAUGGUGAAGUACAGUUAGAGACAAUGGGCUUAUUUAAUUAAAUUACCAUCUCUAACUUGCAUUUAUUUAUUACUGAAUAGUUUAUUGAAAAACAUAGGUUUUUAAAAUACAGACUGAAUGGUGAUGUACAGUUAGAGACAAUAGGCUUAUUUAAUUAAAUUACCUUUUCUAACUUGCAUUCAUAUAUUGCCGAAUAGUUUGUACGUAUUAUUGAAAAGCAUAAGUUUUUAAAAUACAGACUGAAUGAUGAUGUACAGUUAAAGAGACAAUGGGCUUAUUUGAUUGAAUCACCUCAUCUAACUUUCAUUCAUUUAUUACUGAAUACGUAGUUAUUGUGCUUUUUAACAUUCAAUCUUGUCUUUAUAUAUUACUUUAUUUUAUUAGCUUUGUUAAGUGAAAAAUUUGCAAAAUUUAUUGACAUCUCAAAUAUCCCAGAAACUAAUCUCUUAAUCUAAAAUUAAUCCAGAUAUUUAAAACUAUGGAUAAAGAGGGCCUAGAUUAGCAAGGUUUUAUUGUAUUAUUUAUUGUUUUGCAUGUGUUUGAGAUGAAUUAUCCAAUUGUUUUUUGUUAUCUAUACAGGCCGCAUAGGUUUGUUUGUGUUACUUAUUGUUAUCUGUUGCAUCUAUAUUGGCUGUGUAGAAUUACCCUUUCAUUUGGAAUCCUUCUAUAUGUAAUACGUACAUAGCUUCAAGUGUAUUGAAGUAUAUAAAUGUUAAAUAUUUGUAAUUAUGGUUUCAGGACUUUGGAAUCAGUAUUUUUAUAAUAACAGUUACUGUACUGUACUAUGCAACAAAUGUCAUCCGUUAAAACAUGAAA
Messenger RNA from Macrobrachium nipponense, 3171 nucleotides. RefSeq names its product phospholipid phosphatase 2-like. The coding region runs from base 256 to 1122 and encodes 288 amino acids. The record is from RefSeq and is a predicted model, not a curated record. NCBI's taxonomy places the organism in Eukaryota, Metazoa, Arthropoda, Malacostraca, Decapoda, Palaemonidae. Gene Ontology annotation, biological process: signal transduction; phospholipid dephosphorylation; phospholipid metabolic process. Gene Ontology annotation, molecular function: phosphatidate phosphatase activity. Gene Ontology annotation, cellular component: plasma membrane. The transcript is spliced from 6 exons.